Molecule: messenger RNA, 891 nt
Organism: Bactrocera tryoni
Lineage: Eukaryota; Metazoa; Arthropoda; Insecta; Diptera; Tephritidae
Product: trypsin-1
Exons: 5
Coding region: 1-891 (296 amino acids)
Biological process (GO): proteolysis
Molecular function (GO): serine-type endopeptidase activity
Source: RefSeq, a predicted model, not a curated record
AUGAAAUCCUUUGUGUUGUGCUGUGCCAGUUUGGUGUGCUUCUUUGCGCUUGGCGUGCAAGCUGCCUAUUUCUACGAUCGUCCCGAUGGACCGGAAUUUCUGGAUGAAGAUAAAGGACGUUUCGGUCGCUGUGGCGCGCAAUGCUUCUGUGGUACACCGAAUGUCAAUCGCAUCGUUGGCGGCACACAGGUGCGUCACAACAAGUACCCUUGGACGACGCAACUACUUAAGGGACGCUGGCAUGCGCGUCUAUUCUGUGGCGGCUCGUUGAUUAAUGAUCGCUAUGUGCUGACGGCGGCGCAUUGUGUACAAAAUAAUCGUGAUCAGAUAACUGUACGAUUACUGCAAUUGGAUAGAUCGUCGGGGGAUCCUGGCAUCACUAGAAAGGUCAUCCAAACCACCAUACAUCCGCAAUACGAUCAGAGCAGAAUUGUAAAUGACAUCGCCAUUUUGAAGUUGGAUUCGCCCAUACCGUUCAGCAGCAGCAUGCGUCCCGUUUGCCUGCCCGAUAUCAAUCACAAUUUCGACAAAAAAGAUGCGAUCGUCGCCGGUUGGGGUCUUGUGAAGGAGGGUGGCGUCACCUCCAAUUAUCUGCAGGAGGCCACCGUGCCCAUAAUUACUAAUCACGAAUGUCGUCAAACGCGUUACAAAAGCAAAAUCACCGAUGUUAUGCUAUGCGCUGGCCUCGUUCAGACCGGUGGCAAGGAUGCCUGCCAAGGCGACAGCGGUGGUCCGCUGAUUGUCAAUGAAGGCAGAUACAAAUUGGCGGGUGUUGUUUCUUUCGGUUAUGGUUGCGCUCAAGCAAAUGCACCGGGUGUUUAUACUCGUGUCAGCAAAUUCCUUGAUUGGAUUGAGCAAAACACACGCGAUGGUUGCUACUGCAGUAGUUGA